This is a messenger RNA of Stegastes partitus (bicolor damselfish), 1377 nucleotides long. It is a transcript of the gene foxj1a, whose product is annotated as forkhead box J1a. Gene Ontology annotation, biological process: regulation of transcription by RNA polymerase II. The record is from RefSeq and is a predicted model, not a curated record. The coding region runs from base 1 to 1377 and encodes 458 amino acids. Gene Ontology annotation, cellular component: nucleus. The transcript has 2 exons. NCBI's taxonomy places the organism in Eukaryota, Metazoa, Chordata, Actinopteri, Pomacentridae. Gene Ontology annotation, molecular function: DNA-binding transcription factor activity, RNA polymerase II-specific; RNA polymerase II cis-regulatory region sequence-specific DNA binding.
AUGCUGUCUCUGAGCUGCGCGGACCCGUGGCCUGAAGGCUCGGUGGGGCUGGAGGAGGAGGUGGUGACCGCGGCUGCGCAGGCCGAGGAGCGGGACGCGGUGAGCAGCUGCAGCAGCUCGGUGAGUCUGGACGACAGCCUGACCAGCCUGCAGUGGCUGCAGGAGUUCUCCAUCCUCGGUGCCAACGUGCCGCAGCGCGUCCAGCAGCAGCAGCAGCACCUGUUCGGGCAGCUGGGUUCCGACGCUCCGGCCUCGCCUCUGGCCGGGGACCCCGCCUCCAUGGGGACGCCUCUGACCCCGGGGAAGCCCACGGCGGCGGCCUACAGUCGGUUACAGUCGCUGCCGGGCAUCGUGGCGCACGGACACUGUCCCGACGACGUGGACUACAAGACGAACCCGCGCAUCAAGCCUCCGUACUCAUACGCGACCCUCAUCUGCAUGGCGAUGAAGGCGAGCAAGAAGAGCAAGAUCACCCUGUCCAGCAUCUACCAGUGGAUCACCGAGAACUUCUGCUACUACAGACACGCGGACCCCACCUGGCAGAACUCCAUUCGACACAACCUGUCACUCAACAAGUGCUUCAUCAAGGUGCCCCGGCAGAAGGAUGAGCCUGGGAAGGGCGGUUUCUGGAAGAUUGACCCACAGUACGCUGAUCGCCUCCUGAGUGGUGCCUACAAGAAGAGACGAAUGCCCCCGGUCCAGAUCAAUCCGGCACUGCAGACCCGCCUCAGGGUCAACCUUCAGCCCCAGUCCAGAGGACCCUGCAGCCCCACCGGAGGUCAGAUCAGCCUGUGCAUCAACCCAGAGUCCCAGCGGCUUCUCCGGGAAUUCGAAGAGGCAACAGGGGCCGACCAGAACUGGGACCCCCAUCUGGCUGAGGGGACCAUGCUGGGGUCCUGGCCGGUGGUCAGGGGAAGAGGUGGGCACAAGAGGAAACAGUCACAGGGCUCUCGAAAUGGUGUCGGCAAAGCCCCCCGACGCUCCAGCUCCCCUCUGCUGUCUGUGGAUGAACAGAAGGAGAUUGGACCCCUGAAGGGGGACUUUGACUGGGACGCCCUGCUGGACUCGGCCCUCAGCGGGGAGCUGAGCUUGGAGGAAGGUGAACCUCUGAGCCCCAUCAUGAAGGAGGAGGACCUGACAGUGAGGGGGACCCACAUCUCACCUGUUGAUGCUCCAACAGAGACUGCAGACAUCCAGAGGAGUACCGACUUUGACGAGGAGACGUUCCUGGCCACAGCCUUCCUGGAGAGCCCCUGGCCGGAGGAGGAGGAUCAGGGCCGCAGUGAUUUCCUCUGCAGCUCCACCGUCAAUCUGGACCAGCUGUUCAGCCUCGAAGACUCUUUAGACCCCAGCACCCGGAUUGACACCCUCCUUUGA